Dermacentor silvarum is the source of this 1257-nucleotide messenger RNA. Its product is annotated as venom metalloproteinase antarease-like TtrivMP_A. Lineage: Eukaryota; Metazoa; Arthropoda; Arachnida; Ixodida; Ixodidae. Gene Ontology annotation, molecular function: metalloendopeptidase activity. Bases 60 to 1229 code for a protein of 389 amino acids. The transcript is spliced from 11 exons. Gene Ontology annotation, biological process: proteolysis. The record is from RefSeq and is a predicted model, not a curated record.
CAGAGCCUACGUUCGUCUAUAGCACGGGUGCGCAGAAGAGGAAGUGGACAGCAAGCGAUAUGAUAGCUCUCACUUUUUUCUUAAGCCUUCCUCUGUCUUCCGGUGCUCGAAAAGAAUAUUUCGUGUACCCUAAAAUUGCGGAAGAGCGGUCGACUACAAGCAAUCUCGUUGUUCGGCUUAACGAAGAUAUCACUCUGAACCUUCAAAAAAGUGAAGUACUGGCGGAAAACCUUCUAUUUGUUACUGCCACGCAAGACGGACAUGAAAUUGAAACAGUCAACACAACUUCUAUUCAAGAGAAGCUGCAUCAUGAUCUCAAGGAACGAUCAUCCCUCCUUGUGCAACAAAUUGAUGGAGCGCUUCACGUUGAAGGCGUAGUGAAUAAAAAACUCAGAAUCAAGCCAAUACUCGAAGGAGAGCGCUCGGCACAAGGCCACAUGCUUCACAGUUUAUAUGAAGUACAAGAAAUAAGCGAAGAGUUGGCGAAGAUGGGUGCAUACUCGCGGUAUUACCCGCGUACACAUGCACAGGCGCAAUCGCCAUAUAGGAGAACUCAAGUGAUUUAUCCUGGAACACGUCACGUCUUCCAGAAUGCGACAUCUACAACGACCACCAGACGACCAGUGUCAUCAUUUGUGGUUGAAGUUCACAUAAUAUCUGACGAAGAGCACAGCGCACAUUUUAAAUCGAAAAUGGAAUUGAUCACUUACUUAGGAAUCAUGCUAAACGCGAUUGGCCUAAGAUAUCUUGACAUGACGACGCCCACCAUUAGAUUCAAGCUUGUUGGAGUAACAAUGAGUAAGGCGGACGUAUUCGCCAGUCUCAUUGUAGGGACCUUAGAGGCGUAUGAAACGCUCGAUAGAUUGGAAAAGUAUUACAAGGAAGGCAACAUUCCAGGAAAUCCAGACUUGAUAUACCUUAUGACCAACCGAGACAUAUCCACCAUUCAGAGAGGAUCUCUCGAGAAGCGCGUAGCAGGACUCGCAAACGUCGCUGGGGUCUGUACUGAUCGCAGAGUGGCCAUUGGCGAGGAUGUUGCUCUAUCCUACCAAGGCGUCUUCGCAAUGGCUCACGAGGUUGCCCACUUGCUCGGAGCCCGACAUGACCCGAGGGUGUCCAAUCUGUGCCCGUGGAAAGCUGGAUAUCUCAUGAGUUACGAAGAUGGCGGCACUAACAAGUACCGGCUAUCAUCCUGCAGCAUGGCCAGCAUAAGGACUACUGUAGCGUAAGCUGCGAAACUAAUUGUUUCGAAUUUUU